This is a messenger RNA of Mya arenaria, 1107 nucleotides long. RefSeq lists its product as uncharacterized. The transcript is spliced from 6 exons. The record is from RefSeq and is a predicted model, not a curated record. Gene Ontology annotation, molecular function: chitin binding. Lineage: Eukaryota; Metazoa; Mollusca; Bivalvia; Myida; Myidae. Bases 1 to 1107 code for a protein of 368 amino acids. Gene Ontology annotation, cellular component: extracellular region.
AUGAAAAAGGGCUGCAAGAUCACUUUAAACUCUGGUAAAAUAGGUUGUACACCUAUUGUUGCUCGAGUGACAGUCGCAAAGCGCCUUGUCAUCUCUCCUAGCUCUGUUACAAAGGUAGAUUUUCUCAUGAGCGCCGAGAUGCCAGAUUACGGUGUGGAGCUUUGUGGAGAUGGAAGAAACCAUUGUAGCUCUGCAAAGUAUGAAAGAGUCUCGUUUCCUAUGGAGACCGACUCCCCAUAUUCGGUAACAUCAAGGCGACGCAUGUCACACCUGGACAUCUCGGGACCAUCGCCGCCGCACUAUCCAAUGUCCGAAAGAAUGAAUUCUGUCUUGUUUCUCACGUGUGUAGGAGUCUUGUGUGGUCUUGUGCAGGCUGCCACCGUGCCGGACACUGAUCAGGAGCAUGCGGACCGAAGCAUCGUCCUGCCUGGAUCAACGCUCACCCGCACAUCUUGCCAAUGGCAGGUGGCGACCAACCCUUGCGUAAACAACGCUCUGCAGGCCCUGAAUUUCCCCCACCCGAGCGACGCAUCAAAGUUUCUCCAAUGCGGACUGUACGAACGAAUGUACGUUGUCCAGUGUCCCACUGGAGAGCUCUACGACCAGGCAACAUCCUCAUGCAUUUCUCCGAAGGCGAUUGUAGCCCAGCCGACCUACAUCGCCUCUCUCGGCAUUCCGAGCCCAUGCACAGCUCAGAGCCUCCAAGCAGGCCGGAUAUUCUUCUCCGUUGCGAAUAGCAACAACAAAUUCAUCCAGUGCGACGCUGCCGGUAUUGCCCGCGUGAUCACUUGCCCUGACCAGCUCAUCUGGGACCAGAACAGGCAAUCGUGUGUGUACACACUUCAAGGCGGUGUGGCGAACCCUGGUUAUCUUCUUGCAGUCACAGGUUUUUUGAACGGCGCUAAUCCGUGUACCGCCCAGGCCAUCAGCGCUCAGGCCCUGUUCUUCUCGCACCCCGAUCCAACCAAGUUCAUCCAGUGUGACCUGCAAGGGAACGCUUUCGUCCAGAGGUGCCCGUCUGGUCUCGUGUGGAACCAGUACUUGGAGACGUGCGCUUCCCAGCUGGCCUCAUUCACACUAACUGGACAGACAAACUUAUCGGGAUAG